Messenger RNA from Gadus chalcogrammus (walleye pollock), 3624 nucleotides. Its product is annotated as carboxypeptidase D-like. The record is from RefSeq and is a predicted model, not a curated record. Gene Ontology annotation, biological process: proteolysis. Gene Ontology annotation, molecular function: zinc ion binding; metallocarboxypeptidase activity. Lineage: Eukaryota; Metazoa; Chordata; Actinopteri; Gadiformes; Gadidae.
CGGCCCAGAGGUCAGCCCCCCCCUUAUGCCGCAGGACUUCCGCCACCACAACUACGCCGACAUGGAGCUGUUCCUGCGCAGGCACAGCGUCGAGUUCCCCGCCAUCGCACACCUCUCCUCCGUGGGUAGGUCGGUGCAAGGCCACGAGCUGUACGUGAUGGUCAUCUCCGACAACCCGACGGUCCACGAGCAUGGAGAGCCCGAGUUCAAGUAUGUCGGCAACAUGCACGGCAACGAGGUGGUGGGACGGGAGCUGCUGCUCAACCUCAUCGAGUAUCUCUGCCGUAACUAUGGCAACGACCCCGAGGUCACCCAGCUGGUCAACAGCACACGCAUCCACAUCAUGCCCUCCAUGAAUCCGGACGGCUACGAAGUUGCCAGGGAAGGGGAUAAACAAGGCUACCUGGGACGGAACAACAGCAAUAACUUUGACCUGACCGUCAACUUCCCCGACCAGUUUGUGAACAUCACGGAGCCAAGGCAGCCGGAGACGGAGGCCGUGAUGAGCUGGCUGGAGAGCGUCCCCUUCGUGCUGUCGGCCAACCUUCACGGGGGCUCUUUGGUGGUUAAUUACCCCUAUGAUGACGACAGAGAAGGAGUCUCGCAGUACAGCAAGUGCCCCGAUGACGAGAUCUUUCACCAGGUGUCUAGAGCCUACGCACAGGAGAACGCUCUGAUGCACAAAGGGCACCCUUGUGAGAUGCUGUACCCAGAGGAAUAUUUUGGGGAGGGCAUCACCAAUGGUGCCAACUGGUACAAUGUUCCUGGAGGCAUGCAGGACUGGAAUUAUUUGAACACCAACUGUUUUGAGGUCACUAUUGAACUUGGCUGUGUCAAGUUCCCUGGGAGAAGGACCUGCCCAUACUGGGAUCAAAACCAACGAUCCAUGCUACAAUUCAUCCACCAGGUCCACAGGGGAGUCAAGGGCACCGUCUCAGACAUCCACACUGGUUCUGGCAUCCCCGAUGCCACCAUUCGCGUUGAGGGCAUAGAUCACAACGUCACUACAGCCCAGACGGGAGACUACUGGAGGCUGCUGGUCCCCGGGACAUUCAGCCUCAUCGCCUCGGCCCGCGGGUAUGAACCGAUGAAGAUCUACGCCACCAUCCCAAACAGAGUAGAGGUGGUGGACUUCAAACUGAGCCGCGUCGGCGCCGGGCCUGAAGGCCGGCUCCCAGCGGGCCCGCCGCCCACCCAGGACCCCUCAGUGGAGGAGUUCCAGAACUUCAUCCGCUACCUGUCCCAGGGCGAGGGUCUGGAGGAGCUAGUGAGGAGCACCGCCACGGAGAACAGCUACCGCUACCGGAGUGAGAGAGAGAUAGCAGAGUCCCUGAGAGGCCUUCUCCUCAACUUCCCCAAAAUCACCUCCCUGCGAAGUCUGGGCCAGAGUGUGGAUUUCCGAACCAUCCGGGCUUUGGAGAUCUCCAACCAGCCGGAUGAGGCGGAGCCUUCUGAACCCAAAAUAAGAUUUGUGGCAGGGAUCCAUGGAAACGCUCCAGUGGGAACUGAGCUUCUGCUGGAAUUUGCAACCUUCCUGUGUAUGAACUAUGGCAAGAACCCGGCCAUCACCAGGCUCAUUAACAGUACACGGAUUGUCAUCCUGCCCCUCAUUAACCCAGACGGUAGGCAGCUGGCAGUGGAAAAGCAGUGCACCUCCACACGGGGCAUGGCCAACGCUCGCGGCAAAGACCUGGACACAGACUUCUUUGGCAACGCUUCCCAGCACGUGGUGGAGGCCCAGCCUGAGACCAGAGCAGUGAUGAAGCUUAUCCUGGAGAGGGGGCAAACGCUGUCUGUGUCUUUAGAUGGGGGCGCUCUUCUGGCUACCUACCCUUACGACAAACCCGUCCAGACUGUUGAAAAGGAGGGCACUCUGAAGUACUUGGCUAAUGUGUACGCCAGAAACCAUCCCAGGAUGCAUCUUGGAGACCCCAGAUGUCCGAGCACGGGGCAAGGCGGGGUUCUGAGGGCGGCAGAGAGGCAGAGCCACAUGGGCAGCAUGAAGGACUUCAGUGUGGACUUUGGCCAUUGUCCAGAGAUCACUGUGUACACGGGCUGCUGUAUGUUCCCCCCCGCCGAGCAGCUGUCCACACUGUGGGCAGAGAACAAGAAGGCCCUUCUCAGCAUGCUUGUGGAGGCCCAUAAGGGCGUGCGAGGUGUGGUGCGGGACCGGAGUGGGAAGCCCAUCGUCGGGGCCAUGAUCGUGAUGAACGGGGGGGUGCGGGUCUACACUGCAGCAGGGGGCUUCUUCCAUGCUCUGCUGGUCCCGGGCAGCCACGACAUUGAAGCCAUCGCUGAUGGAUACCAGCAUCAACGCCAGAAGGUGGUGGUGUCGUCCCAUGAAGCGGCCAGUGUGGUCAUCAUUUCGUUGAACAUGGACAACCGUAUCUUCGGUCUGCCCAGAGAGUUUGUGGUGGCUGCUGCAGCCUCUAUGACGGCCCUGGUGUUGACCGCCUGCAUCAUCUGGUGUGUGUGUUCGGCCAAGUCCAACCAGCAGAAGGACGGCUUCCACCGGCUGCGGCAGCACCGGGAUGACUACGAGGACGAGAUCCGCCUGACCUCCAUGGGCUCCAAAAAGGCCCUGCUGGGCCACGAGUUCCAGGACGAGAGCGAGAGCGACGAGGAGACGCUGUACGCCAACAAGCUCUGAAGCACCGGCGACGGCCCGCACACCCUGUCCCUGCACUCUGCUUGUAGCCCGGUGUUUUCCUUUUUGGUUGUUUGUACAUUCGUUCACUCUUGGCCCGCGAGAACGUGAUGGACCAUUGGGCUAUGGCACCCGUUUGCUUUUUCGACAGACUUUUCAAAAGUGAUUGCAUCUCCCGCUCUGGCUCACCCUCGCUCUCUCUCUCUCUCUCUCUCGCUCUCUCUCUCGGCCAUCAACCUCCUGAAUAUGUGUGUAUUAUAGUAAUACUAUGAGAAGAGGAAGCGAGGAGCUGCCCUGUAUAGAGGGGACACUGGGAGUUUACAAUUCAACGCCUAUCCGUCCAAUACACACCGAAAGGUCAACCCUUUUCACAUCCAAUCCCCCCCAAAAAGCAUUGUCUCGUGAGAAAGUGGUUCAGUCCAACCACACGAAUGAUGUUCUCACUAUGCUUGAAUGAACUUUACAUAAUCACAGAAACCUGCCGUUAUUGAUAGAACAUAUGCUGCAAUGCUACUGUACAUUGAUACAAAGUGAAAGUUAUUAUUUUUAGGUACCAUUUUGGGAUGGAGAACCCAACACUGUGCCUUGGCUGUGGUCAAAUUCAACAGCCUGUUGAAAGAGUUUGUGACGGAUUAUGAAUGGUCUAGAAUCAGAUCCAGGCUUAACUAGAGGGUGUACGGUAAUUUAACUUGUAAAGUUGCUGAAAUCAAAUGUUUGUAACCGGUUGGUUGUAUUUUCCUCCUCUCAGCUCCCUGACGCAAGUCAAAUGGAGAGAGUUGUAGGUACAGGGAGCUCUAUGCAUAGGAAAGCAAUGAUGAAAGCAAAGAAUGCUUUUUAAGAUAUCCGUAAACAUCAUACGUCAGAAACUAUGAUCCUCAAUUGUUGACUUAUUGGAUCAUCUUUUUUUUGAUUUGCAACAUUUUGGAUAGAAUAUAAAAUAACUUUUUAAAUGUAUUUGGCUUUCAUGGCUUUCUGAA